AUGAUUCACGACAUCGGGGGGAAGAUCCUCAAGAGGGCCCCAUCGCCUAAUCUAGCACUCAAGCUGGACAUGGCAAAGGCGUAUGAUAGAGUGCAGUGGCCUUUUCUUCUCAUGGUGCUUGAGAGGAUGGGAUUCCCGCUGGGUUGGGUGAGUAUGAUCAGACGGUGCAUCUCCUCGUGCUGGUUCUCGGUUCUGGUGAAUGGGUCCCCUGCGGGCUUCUUCCAGUCGACGCGGGGCCUUCGCCAGGGAGAUCCUCUCUCCCCAUCUCUCUUCGUCCUCGCAGCAGACUACCUGUCUAGGAGCUUGGACAGGCUGGUUGAUUCCCAUCCAGACAUGGCGUACAGAGCUGUUAGAUCAUCGCCCACCAUCUCCCACCUCUCCUAUGCUGAUGACAUCAUCAUCUUCACCAGGGCGCAUAGGGAGGCAGUUGAGAGACUCACGCACUGCCUUGACCACUAUUUUGCAGUGUCUGGUCAGAUGGUGAAUCGGGGAAAGAGUCACUUCUUCUUGCACCCGAGGUUUGAAUCAUGGGCAGAUACGGUGGCGGAGGUCGGAGGCUUCCAGAUGGGCUCGUUCCCUUUCACAUACCUCGGGGUGCCCAUCUAUAAAGGCAACCUGAAGGCUGACUUCCUCCUCGACAUCCGACAGAAGAUGGUGGACCGGAUCCACAGCUGGUCCCACAGACAUCUCUCUCUUGGGGGCCGUCUUGCUCUGAUCAAGAGCACCCUGAUGACUAUCCCGCUCCACAUCCUUCAGGUCAUGGAGCCCUAUGGGUACUGGUUGAGGGAGCUGGAGCAGAUUAUGGCCAGAUUCUUUUGGGGCACCGUUGGACAACAGAAAAAGAUUCACUGGGUCAGUUGGAAGAAUAAGAUCUGUUUGUCGUUGGAUGAGGGAUGCCUUGGCAUCCGUCGCCUCCCCGAGCUGGUCACCGCUUUCAGCAUUAAGCUCUGGUGGAGAUUCCUCUCACAGGAUUCCUUGUGGGCGCAAUACACUUUGAGUAAAUGGUCCCUUGGCGAGGGGAAGAUCAGCUUCUGGGAUGACGUGUGGGUCGGGGAUCGUCCCCUUCGGACCUAUUGUCAGCCUGGGACUGCUUUCCCACCCAACAAGGUUUCUUGUUUCUUGCGUGAUGGUGCUUGGCAUGAUGAUAAACUGCAUGAAUUGCUUGUUCGGUAUGCUUUGCCUGCGCAUGUUUUGGAUGUUAUCAGGGCUGUGCCGAUUGAGGUGGGCGGUAGGGAUGUGAUGCGAUGGAGUCUGACUGGUGAUGGCGAGUUCUCGACGGCCUCAGCUUGGGAGCUCAUCCAGACUCGGUCCCCUAGACACUUCGACAUUCGCAUGGUGUGGAAUGCUGGGCUGACCCCGACUACCUCCGUGUUCAUCUGGCGCCUCCUCCUUCAGAAGAUCCCUGUUGAUUGUCAUGUGCAGUCCCAUGUCGGCGAGGUUGUACAUCAGUUGCGGACUUUGGUGGCGGCGGGUGUGCUAGUCCCCCUUCAUUGGCGUGGUUGCACCUUGGCUGUCGAUUUCAUGCCCAUGGCUCCUACUCGCCGGCGAGUUCUGAGGUCCUUGAGUGUUCUUUGGCAUCCACCUUAUGCUCCUUGGGUGAAGCUGAACACAGACGGGGCCUUUUCUACCUCGACUGGACAGGCUGGUGGUAGGGGAGUGGUUCGUGGUUCAGACGGUUCUCUCCUGAGGGCCUUUUGCACGCCCCUUGUAGCCGCGUCGGGCUUUGAGGCGGAGCUUCUUGCUCUUCUUCAUGGUCUGAGGAUGGCUAUGGAGUUCACAUCACAGGUCUGGGUCGAGUUGGAUGCAGCAGCAGUGGUCGCGGUGUUCACUUCAGAUCGUAGGGGAGCAGCGGACGUGCGACACCACAUGGUUAGCAUUCGUCUUUUGCUCUCACAGCUGCAGACGCGCUUCUCUCACAUCCAUCGGGAGGGCAAUCGAGCAGCGGAUUUUUUAGCAGGUAGGGGGGUCCAGACCCCUGCCCUCACAUUCUUCGAUGCGGAUACAGCACCUCGGUACUUGAAGGCACUUGUGAGGAUGGACCAGUUGGGCUAUCCAAACUUCAGAUUCAGGUACCGAGAUAGAUGA
This is a messenger RNA of Salvia splendens (bonfire salvia), 2085 nucleotides long. RefSeq lists its product as uncharacterized. The transcript is spliced from 4 exons. The coding region runs from base 1 to 2085 and encodes 694 amino acids. Gene Ontology annotation, molecular function: RNA-DNA hybrid ribonuclease activity; nucleic acid binding. The record is from RefSeq and is a predicted model, not a curated record. Lineage: Eukaryota; Viridiplantae; Streptophyta; Magnoliopsida; Lamiales; Lamiaceae.